CCCCGCCCCGGGCCCACCCGGCCAGCUCGCCUCUGCCGACCGACCUCACGCCCAGCACCUCCACCCCUGCUCCAGGCUCUCCGCGCAGGACCUCAGGAUGGGAGACGAUGAGAAGCGCAACAGGGCCAUCACGGCCCGCCGGCAGCACCUCAAGAGCGUGAUGCUGCAGAUCGCGGCCACGGAGCUGGAGAAGGAGGAGAGCCGCCGCGAGGCCGAGAAGGAGAACUACCUGGCGGAGCACUGCCCGCCGCUGCACAUCCCCGGCUCCAUGGCCGAGGUGCAGGAGCUCUGCAAACAGCUGCACGCCAAGAUCGACGUGGCCGAGGAGGAGAGGUACGACAUGGAGGUCAAAGUGCAGAAGAGUGGCAAGGAGCUGGAGGACAUGAACCAGAAGCUGUUUGACCUGCGCGGCAAGUUCAAGCGGCCGCCGCUGCGCCGGGUGCGCAUGUCGGCCGACGCCAUGCUCAAGGCCCUGCUGGGCUCCAAGCACAAGGUGUGCAUGGACCUGCGGGCCAACCUGAAGCAGGUCAAGAAGGAGGACACGGAGAAGGAGCGGGACCUGCGUGACGUGGGCGACUGGAGGAAGAACAUCGAGGAGAAGUCGGGCAUGGAGGGCAGGAAGAAGAUGUUCGAGUCCGAGUCCUAGGCCGCCCCUGCCCCCCAGCAGAACGGGCGGGGAGGGGAGGCCCGGCCACAGCUCCGCUGUCAAUAAAGAUUGGAAUCCUCUGA
Molecule: messenger RNA, 729 nt
Organism: Microcebus murinus (gray mouse lemur)
Lineage: Eukaryota; Metazoa; Chordata; Mammalia; Primates; Cheirogaleidae
Gene: TNNI2
Product: troponin I2, fast skeletal type
Biological process (GO): cardiac muscle contraction; skeletal muscle contraction
Cellular component (GO): troponin complex
Source: RefSeq, a predicted model, not a curated record